Molecule: messenger RNA, 2994 nt
Organism: Mercenaria mercenaria
Lineage: Eukaryota; Metazoa; Mollusca; Bivalvia; Venerida; Veneridae
Product: NXPE family member 1-like
Exons: 6
Coding region: 449-2143 (564 amino acids)
Source: RefSeq, a predicted model, not a curated record
AUGCUAAAUAUUGAUUUGGAAAACGCAUGGUAGAUAAUAGGAUAAACGCUGAAACGAAUAUAUUUCCAGUAUUUUAUUUUGCUUCUUGUUAUUAUUGGUUAUUUAUGUAGUCUUUUUACAUUGCUCAAUAUGCAGUUUAAAAUAAAGCAUGACAUUGCUCCAGUCUCAUACGUAUUACAAAUGAUGAAAUAUUAUCUGCUUUUGUUUCCAUUCCAUUAUUCUUUUUUUUGAUACGUAUUACGUUUGUAAAUAAUCUAAAUUGGCUACAUCUGGUUUGACUUACGAAUGAUAAUGCUAAGAUUUGCAAUAUAAAUACAGUAUUAAACACGCCAUAAAUUGGAUGUACUUUAAAUUUUGUGAAUGUCACCGAUUAUCCAGAGCUGAACGUUUCAAUAUGCAUGAAUGUAUGGAAUUCUUAUUGCAAUAACACAAAAGUUUAAGAAAUAACAUGAAAUUUGGAUUAAGUGACUUGUUCAUUUCGGUCAACAGAUCUCGACAAAUCGUAUUCUACGUUCCAUUUGCUUUACUUUUAUGCGCCGUAGCGGGCUUCUUCGUGGAAUAUAAAUUUAUGCUCCAGUUCAAACAGUCGAGUCCAAGUGUUAAACUUGAAGGAGGUAAUUUGAAUACUUUGCAAAGACAACUGGACAAUCUGUUAAUUCGAUACAAACCUUUCCGAGCAUGUAGAGACAGCGUGUCAGCCUCUGAUCCAACGCGUUCUAAAAUUCAACUGAAAGGAAAUCACGUGAUAAACCUCGGAGAUACUAUUCGCCUUAAUGUUAUUCUUUUCGAUGGAUAUGGCAAAGCGAAGUCGACUGGAGGUGAUCACUUGCGUGCAAGGUUGUUUGCUUACUCGUUUGACGCUUUUGCGCCUUGCACUGUUUUAGACAACAGGAAUGGCACAUAUACUGUAACUGCCGAAGCGUUGUGGACAGGAUGGUCCAAACUUGAGGUUGACGUAUUAUUUCCAAAAGAAAUAAUAGCAACUGCAUUGCGCAUAAGGACAACAUGGGAUUUCUCCGACAUAGAGGUGGCUUUUCACAAUCUAAAUGUUUUCGGGACAUCGAUGUGUAACCCAAAUAAAGUCAUGCUGGAAAAAAAGUCAGAAACAGACAUUAUAUGCAAUUUCUCCUACUGGAAUAAAACAAUGCCAUGGUUUUGCGCGAAACCACAUGGUCGAAACAUAUCAUGUAAACAUUGGGUUAGCAUUGGGCGUUCAUGGACUAACUACACAAAUACCCUAAGCAAAUGCGAACAGGAGUUAAGUGGCAGGGCUAAUGCAACAAUACCAACGGAAACAUUUAUAAAAGUACUUCCAAUACACUCUGCACAUUCUCAAGUCACAGUGGAUCAACCAAAUAUUGCAUGUGCAGAUUACAAUAAAUCAAAAUUAUGGUACAGACUGAAGCCUACUGGUUAUUUUUACAAUGGGACUUGGAUUCUGCGGCAUUGCAAAGGCCUUUCUACUUUUGAUGGAAACUGCCUUAGAAAUAAGAUUAUAUACUUUUGGGGCGACUCAACACUACAACAAUGGUUAAUCUAUCUGAAGUCUAUAUUGACAUUCGAGUGUAAAGUCGUAAUGAAAGAAACACGUCACUGGAGGAUGAAAAAGACAUGUUAUUGCCACCAAUACAACAUAACAUUAAACUGGAUGCCACAUAAUAUUCCAAUCUCAAAUUUUUCUGUUGAAAAUCCUAUGGAUUUUUUCUCAAAAACAUUUUGUGAAGAGAUAUGCAAUGAAAGAAAGGAUAGUGAUGUUAUAUUGAUUAUUACUUUAUAUCUACAUAUACAAAUGUAUUCGCCUAGGUUUUUUGCUCUUCAUAUGGUAGAAAUAAGAAGAUGUGUAGAAAGCAUCUUUAAAAAUAAUCUCAACGUACGAGUGUUUAUAAAGUUACCUCACACCCAUAAUAAGGUUAAAAUUAAAGAUGUGCUGAUAAAACAACCAGAUAUCAUCGGUUACAUUUUUACAGAUAUCAUAAGGAAGGUAUUUAAAGGAUUAUAUCUAAAGGUAAUCGUAUUAGAUAACCAGGAUGCCACACGAGCUGUAAAAAAUGUACCAAUUCAUCCUGGACAAAUAGUUGUUAGGGCAAUGGUAAAUCAAUUUUUAAGCUAUAUCUGUCAUGAUUCUAAAAGUUCUUCUGUCUAAUAAGGGUUUUGUAAAUGAACCCGAUAAUGGUCAUGUUUACAGGCAAGCCCAAUAUUUGGAAACAAAUCUGAAUAUUCUUAGUAAUAAAUGUAUGUUCCUUUCAACAGGACGAAAUAUAUUUUUUUACAUCCAUUAGGCUUGUGAUUUCUACAAAGUGCCAAUAGAAAUACCAACGUAGAACGGAUUAUUUUUUUUAAGAAUAAAGUAUCUUUUUUCAAGUCAAUGUAUUAAUAAAUUCUGUUUUACGCCCCAGCCCCCGCACACCCCUCCCGCAUACACGACAAUUAUAUGAAAGCCUGUGCUACCAAUAACUCAUAUACCAAUGGAACCUAGAAGUGGAGAUGAACUUUAAAAGAAUCACUUACCAUGCAAGCUCAUUUAAGUAAUAUUUGAAAACCAAUAUAUGUCUUUUCUUAUAGACGACUGUUUUGUCCAAAACAGUACAGUAUAUAUGUUAACUUAGACGGGAGAUAAUGUCAUGCUAUCUCAUACGUGUGAUGAUGGUAUAUACUUUUGAUAUUUGGUUGACUAACUUUAAUAUGUCGGUCAAUGUGUAAUACUUAUGACUGGAUAAAUAUUGCUUACAUUGCUUCAAGACUGUAUUUCAACCUCGGACAUUUUCCUAUUCAGAUUGCAUAUCCAUUUAAGAAAAAACUGAUCAAGGGCUACACUUCUGAAAUAGCGUAAAACAGAUAGUUAAAGCCCAUUAUUUUCUUGUUAUAUUCAAAUAAACUUUACACGUUUAUUUACAAAAUGGAUUACUUUGUAGACAUUUCUCAUUCUCAUUUUUAUUGCAAAAUGAACAUUAAUCAUUUUUACGUUUUGAACAUCUUUCCCCCCAACAAAAUAUU